AUGUCGGCUGCACCCGGCCUCCUGCACCAGGAGCUGUCCUGUCCGCUGUGCCUGCAGCUGUUCAACGAGCCUGUGACAGCCGAGUGCGGCCACAGCUUCUGCCGCGCCUGCCUGGGCCGCGUGGCAGGGGAGCCGGCGGCGGACGGCACGGUGCUCUGCCCGAGCUGCCAGGCACCCACGAGGCCGCAGGCGCUCAGCACCAACCUGCAGCUGGCGCGUCUGGUGGAGGGGCUGGCGCAGGUGCCGCAGGGCCACUGCGAGGAGCACCUAGACCCGCUGAGCAUCUACUGCGAGCAGGACCGCGUGCUCGUGUGCGGCGUGUGCGCCUCGCUCGGUUCGCACCGCGGCCACCGCCUGCUGCCCGCCGCCGAAGCCCAUGCGCGCCUCAAGACGCAGCUCCCACAGCAGAAGCUGCAGCUGCAGGAGGCGUGUAUGCGGAAGGAGAAGAGUGUGGCCGUGCUGGAGCAUCAGCUGGUGGAGGUGGAGGAGACAGUGCGUCAGUUCCGGGGGGCCGUGGGAGAGCAGCUGGGCAAGAUGAGGUUGUUCCUGGCUGCACUGGAGGGCUCCUUGGACCGUGAAGCUGAACGUGUACGGGGUGAGGCAGGGGUAGCCUUGCGGCGGGAGCUGGGGAGCCUGAACUCUUACCUGGAGCAGCUGCGGCAGAUGGAGAAGGUGCUGGAGGAGGUGGCAGACAAGCCACAGACUGAGUUCCUCAUGAAAUACUGCCUGGUGACCAGCAGGCUGCAGAAGAUCCUGGCAGAGUCACCACCACCUGCCCGUCUGGACAUCCAGCUGCCCGUCAUCUCGGAUAACUUCAAAUUCCAGGUGUGGAGGAAGAUGUUCCGAGCUCUGAUGCCAGCGCUGCAGGAGCUGACCUUUGACCCGAGCACGGCCCACCCAAGCCUGGUGCUGUGCGCCUCGGGCCGCCGCGUGGAGUGCUCGGAGCAGAAAGCGCCGCCUGCCGGAGAGGACCCGCGCCAGUUCGACAAGGCCGUGGCGGUAGUGGCGCACCAGCUGCUCUCCGAGGGCGAGCACUACUGGGAGGUGGAGGUGGGCGACAAGCCGCGCUGGGCGCUGGGCGUGAUCGCGGCCCAGGCCGGUCGCCGCGGCCGGCUGCAGGCGGUGCCCUCGCAGGGGCUCUGGCUGCUCGGGCUGCGCGAAGGCAAGACCCUGGAGGCUCACGUCGAGGCUAAGGAGCCCCGCGCCCUGCGCACCCCGGAGAGGCGGCCGACGCGCAUCGGGAUCUACCUGAGCUUCUGCGAUGGCGUCCUCUCCUUCUACGACGCCAGCGACCCCGACGCGCUCGAGCUGCUCUUCGCCUUCCACGAGCGCCUGCCCGGGCCUGUGUACCCCUUCUUCGACGUGUGCUGGCACGACAAGGGCAAGAACACUCAGCCGCUGCUGCUCGUGGGGCCCGACGGCGGCGGCGAGGCCUGAGCCGCCCGCCGGCUUUGGGGAGGGGUGCGGGGCCCUGCCGGCCUGGAAGGAGAGACGGGUCGGGUUGCCGGGCUUGAAGGCAGGGUGGAGGGGGCUGGGGACCGGGGACUCCAAGCGUUCUGAGAACUUUGGGGUUGGCAUGAACAGGGGACUGCCAGCCAGGGGUUGGGGUGGUGGUGGGAAAGGGAGAUCUGAAUUCAGGUCAGUGGGGGGACUUCCACUCGGGGAACCAGGAAAGCCCAAGGGUUCUGGGAAGAAACAGACUGAGGAAGGGUCAGGGGGCUUGGGGAGAAUUGCGGGGAGGAGCUGGAGAACUCUGUAGAGCAGCGGUCCCCAACCUUUUUGGCACCAGGGACCGGUUUCGUGGAAGACAAUUUUUCCACGGAUGGGGGGCGGGGGCGGGGGUUUGGGGGACGGUUCAGGCGGUAAUGCCAGCGAUGGGGAGCGAUAAGGAGCGCAGAUGAAGCUGCAGCUGGCUUGCCCGCAGCUCACCUCCCGCUGUGCGGCCCCGGUUCCUAACAGGCCACAGACUGCCACCGGUCCGUGGCCCUGGGGGUUGGGGAGCCCUGCUGUAGAGUAAGGAGCCCCUGCAGCCUUACACUCCGCUCCCCCUUGGGGGCCUCCGCUGCCAGGGUCCAGACUCACUGCAGCAAGAGGCCUUCCACUUGGUGAUUCCCCAGCUGGAGCAUGCAUCAAUAUCACCUUUUCAAAGCACCUCACGGUUCUGGUUCAGCACGCCAGGGCAGGUCAAAAAUGUGCCUUUCUAACAAGUCCGCAGGGGACGCUGAUGCUACAGGUCACAAGCAGGAUCACACCUGAAGCGUUGCGGACUUAGCUAUCCUUCUGUUCCGUCAGCUCUCUGUUAUAGAGAGUCAGUUAUCACAUAGCUAUCAGCUAUGAGGCAUAGAAAACCCAAAACAUAUUCCUCCAUGCAACAGCUGUUUAAAAACUGCCAGAGCGCUUCCCUGGUGGCACAGUGGUUAAGAAUCCACCUGCCAAUGCAGGGGACAAGGGUUCGAGCCCUGGUCCGGGAAGAUCCCACAUGCCGCGGAGCAACUAAGCCCGUGCGCCACAACUACUGAGCCUGCGCUCUAAAGCCCGCGAGCCACAACUACUGAAGCCCGCGGGCCUAG
Molecule: messenger RNA, 2570 nt
Organism: Physeter macrocephalus (sperm whale)
Lineage: Eukaryota; Metazoa; Chordata; Mammalia; Artiodactyla; Physeteridae
Gene: TRIM72
Product: tripartite motif containing 72
Exons: 6
Coding region: 1-1437 (478 amino acids)
Biological process (GO): protein ubiquitination; proteasome-mediated ubiquitin-dependent protein catabolic process
Cellular component (GO): sarcolemma; cytoplasm
Molecular function (GO): zinc ion binding; protein binding; ubiquitin protein ligase activity
Source: RefSeq, a predicted model, not a curated record